This is a messenger RNA of Phascolarctos cinereus (koala), 555 nucleotides long. The record is from RefSeq and is a predicted model, not a curated record. Lineage: Eukaryota; Metazoa; Chordata; Mammalia; Diprotodontia; Phascolarctidae.
AACCCAGAAACUCAAUCCCCCAACACCAUGGUCAGCUCCUGUUGUGGCUCCACCGGCUGUGGCCAAAGCUGUGGUUCUGGCUGCUGUCAGCCCUGCUGCCGCCCCUGCUGCUGUUUGACCAGCUGCUGCCAGCCCUGCUGCCGCCCCAGCUGCUGCGGGUCCAGCUGCUGCCAGCCCUGCUGCCGCCCCUGCUGCUGCAUUUCUAGCUGCUGCCAGCCCUGCUGCCGCCCCAGCUGCUGCGGGUCCAGCUGCUGCCAGCCCUGCUGCCGCCCCAGCUGCUGCGGGUCCAGCUGCUGCCAGCCCUGCUGCCGCCCCCGCUGCUGCAUUUCUAGCUGCUGCCAGCCCUGCUGCCGCCCCAGCUGCUGCGGGUCCAGCUGCUGCCAGCCCUGCUGCCGCCCCAGCUGCUGCGGGUCCAGCUGCUGCCAGCCCUGCUGCCGCCCCAGCUGCUGCAUUUCUAGCUGCUGCCAGCCCUGCUGCCGCCCCUGCUGUUGCAGGACCACUUGCUGUAGAACCACCUGCUGCCGCCCAGCCUGCUGUGGGUCAUCGUGCUGCUGA